Messenger RNA from Felis catus (domestic cat), 2621 nucleotides. RefSeq names its product acyl-CoA oxidase 3, pristanoyl (gene ACOX3). Gene Ontology annotation, molecular function: pristanoyl-CoA oxidase activity; FAD binding; fatty acid binding. The transcript is spliced from 18 exons. Lineage: Eukaryota; Metazoa; Chordata; Mammalia; Carnivora; Felidae. Gene Ontology annotation, cellular component: peroxisome. The coding region runs from base 170 to 2272 and encodes 700 amino acids. The record is from RefSeq and is a predicted model, not a curated record. Gene Ontology annotation, biological process: fatty acid beta-oxidation using acyl-CoA oxidase; lipid homeostasis.
GUGCGCGCGUGGCCCAGGCCUUGCAAGCUCUCUGGCAAGCUCGUCCAGGCUCUCGCGAGAGUUCGCCCGCGGACGUGCGCGCGCUCCAGGGGGCAUUUAUUGGGCUCCCGCUGUGUGCGCCGGGCCAGCUGCCGGGAGGGCGAGCGAGAUUGAAGGCUGACGCGGUGCGAUGGCGGCCCCGUCUGAAGGCGACGCUGCCUCCCUGCUGCCGGACCUGCCCGGGGGACCCCUGCAGGCCUACCGCGCCCGCGCCUCCUUCUGCUGGAAGGAGCUCGCGCUGUUCCUGGAAGGCGAGGACACGCUGCGCCUGAAGAAGAGCAUCUUCUCGGCCCUGGAGGACGACCCCCUGUUCGCCCGCUCCUGCGGCCACGAGCUCUCCCUGGAGAAGCACCGAGAGCUGACCUUCCUCCGCUGCAAGCGGGUCUUGGGGCACGCCCUCGUCCGCGUGGAGGACAUGGUGCAGAACCCGCUGUCCGUGCUGACGCUGGUCACCUGCCUGGGCACGUACGACUGGUCCCUGGCUCAGAAGUUCCUGCUGCACCUGCUGGUUUUUGGAUUCGCGAUUUACAAGUCUGGCUCCGAAAGACAUUUAGAAUACCUUCCCAAGAUCCUCAACAUGGAGAUUUUUGGAUGUUUUGCUGUGACUGAAGUAAGUCACGGGAGUAACGCCAAGGCCAUCAGAACGACCGCUCACUACGACCCCGCCACGGAGGAGUUCAUCCUACAUUCACCGGACUUCGAGGCCGCCAAAUUCUGGGUCGGCAACAUGGGCAAGACGGCCACCCACGCCGUGGUGUUUGCCCAGCUGUACACGCCCGGGGGCCACUGCCACGGCCUGCAUUCCUUCUUGGUGCAGAUCCGGAACCCCAAGACCCUUCUUCCCAUGCCGGGGGUGAUGGUUGGCGACAUAGGGAAGAAGCUUGGGCUGAACGGCGUCGACAACGGAUUUGCCAUGUUCCACAAGGUGAGAAUUCCUCGCCAAGCCCUCCUGAACCAGACUGGAGACGUCACCCCCGAGGGUACCUACGUCACCCCCUUUAAGGACGCCAAGCGGCGCUUCGGGGUGUCCCUGAACAACCUCUCCAUAGGUCGGGCCACCAUCGUGGCCAUGUCCGUCAUGAACUUAAAGCUGGCCGUUUCCAUAGCCCUUCGUUUCUCAGCCACGCGGCGUCAGUUCGGGCCGACAGACGAGGAGGAGGUACCGGUGCUCGAGUAUCAGACGCAGCAAUGGCGCCUACUUCCCUACCUGGCGGCUGCGUAUGCCGUAGACCACUUUUCCAAAUGGCUGUUCCUGAACUUGGCGGAGUUUCAGCAAGGCCUCAUAGGAACGGACCGCGGCACCAGGCAGGCAGAGCUCGGACGUGAGAUCCACGCCUUGGUGUCGGGCGGCAAGCCCCUGGCUUCGUGGACCGCGCAGCGGGGAAUUCAGGAAUGCCGGGAGGCGUGCGGAGGACACGGCUAUCUGGCGGUGAACCGCCUGGGCGACCUCAGGAACGAGAACGACCCCAACUGCACGUACGAAGGGGACAACAACGUCCUGUUGCAGCAGACCAGCGGCUACUUGCUGGGCCUGCUGGAGCUCCGCCUCCAGGGUGGCGCUCGCCUUGAGAGCCCUCUGGGGACUGUGGACUUUCUGGAAGCCUAUCCCGACAUCCUCGACCAGAGGUUCUCGUGCCCCAGUGUCACCGGCUGCUUGCAGUCGUCAGUCCCGCUGGCGGCAUACGAGUGGCUGGUCUGUUACCUGCUCCGAGAGAGUGUGCAGAAGGUAAACCAAGAGAAGAGAUCAGGAAGCAGUGACUUUGAAGCAAGAAACAACAGUCAGGUGUACCGCUGCCGUUCCCUGGCCCUGGCGUUCCUGGAGCUCACGGUGGUGCGGAGGUUCCACGAGUACGUGCACCAGCCCAGCGUGCCGCCCCCGCUGCGGGCCGUGCUCCAGCGGCUCAGUGCUCUCUACGCCCUGUGGUCCCUGAACCAGCACACGGCCCUGCUCUACCGAGGUGGCUACUUCUCUGGUGAGCAGGCGGGUAAAAUGAUCGAGAACGCCAUCCUGGACCUGUGCGCACAGCUGAAAGACGACGCCGUUGCCCUGGUGGACGUGAUCGCUCCUCCCGACUUUAUCCUGGACUCACCGAUUGGCAGAGCCGACGGCGAGCUCUAUAAAAACCUCUGGACCGCCGUCCUUCAGGAGAGCCAAGUGCUGGAGCGGGCAUCGUGGUGGGCGGAGUUUUCUGCCAGUAAGACCCACGUGGAAAGUCUGAAGUCGAGGCUGUAGGCGCACCGGCUCGCCCAGCUGAGUCUGAGUGAGCUCAUCCAGCUGAUGAGGAUAUUGACCUCAAAUGCUGGUUCCGGAAGAUACUGGAAAUGGCUGCCGCCUUCUGAACGCUUGUCUGAUGGUCCUGUGCCCGUCCCGUCUCCCGACCUCACCGGGAGGGCUCAGCCCCGGAGCGUGGGCCGGAUGAGGCCACCAGCCGCUCAUUAUUAGAGGUUCUCCGGUCGGAUGACCGUUUGCAUUCUGAGUUUUCUACAAAGCUCUGCUUCACUGAACGCUUAAUGAUGCCACCGUGAUGCUUUUUGUUAACUAAUGUGACUUUAUCAGGUGAUUAAAUUGUAUUUUAAUCAUA